Messenger RNA from Bacillus rossius redtenbacheri, 2778 nucleotides. RefSeq names its product viral IAP-associated factor homolog (gene viaf). The coding region runs from base 433 to 1152 and encodes 239 amino acids. Gene Ontology annotation, cellular component: cytoplasm. Gene Ontology annotation, biological process: protein folding. Lineage: Eukaryota; Metazoa; Arthropoda; Insecta; Phasmatodea; Bacillidae. The transcript has 5 exons. The record is from RefSeq and is a predicted model, not a curated record.
GUUAAAACUUAAAUCUUAUUUUGACAUGGCAUCGUUUCUGGACCGUGCGAAAAUGUGAUGGACGUCUAUUCGAUUUUGAUUUUUUUUUCACGUAAAAAAAAAUUCUCUAAGUAUGAAAAUGUUUUAUCAAAUUUACUGUGAAGUACUAUUUGUUACUAUUAACUGUUAUACACAACUAAAAUAGAAAAAGAAGUAAUGUGAUGCCCAAAAUAGUAAAAAAAAAAUAUAUAUAUUAAAAAAAGGAACUUAAUAAUGAACUAAGGACCACGUGAAAAUGAAAGGUAGUAGGUCAGCGUUGCGGUAGUACGUAGUAGGGUGUUUGUCUUUAAGAAAUAGAUUGUUUAAUAUCUUAUGUGUAAAUAUAUAAAACGUGUUGUGCACUAGUGAAGACGGAACACUUUUUAAGGAAUAUUGAUUACGAAAAUAUUUUAAAUGCAGAGCCAAAAUGAAGAUACUGAGUGGAAUGACAUCCUCAGAAGCAAAGGGAUUCUUCCUCCAAAAGAGAAGGAAAUCAAGGAGGAAGAUAUUGUCAAUAUGUUGGAAACAACAAUUGAAUCAAAACAAGCAUCUGGGCAGAAGCAGGUGCAGGAGAUGUCGCUGGACGAGCUGGACGAGCUGGAGGACGAGGAGGACGAGCGAGUGCUGCAGGAGUACCGCCGGCGCCGUAUGGACGAGAUGAGGGCGGCGGCGGGGCGCGCCCGCUACGGCGAGGUCGCCGACAUCAGGGCGGAGGACUACGUGGAGCAAGUCAACAAGGCCGGGGAAGGUGUGUGGGUGGUGCUGCACCUCUACAAGCAAGGGAUCCCGCAGUGCACGCUCAUCAACCAGCACCUGAGCACGCUGGCGGGGAAGUUCCCGGCCACCAAGUUCCUGCGAAGCGUCUCCACCACCUGCAUCCCCAACUACCCCGACAAGAACCUGCCCACCAUCUUCGUCUACUUGGAGGGCGAGAUGAGGCAGCAGUUCAUCGGCCCCCACCAGCUGCGGGGGACUUCGCUGUCUUGCGAAGAGCUGGAGUGGAUGCUGGGGCAGGCGGGAGCGGUCCAGACCCAGCUGGAGGAGGACCCUCGGCCGAAAGUCAGAGACGUGCUGUUCUCCAGACUGAACGCAGGCAAGGAUGACUUGUCCGAAGACAACGAUUGGCGCUUGUGAGCAAGCCAUUUGUGAUUGCGCGACCUAGCACCUUCUAACGGGGGCUGCGAUUGUUGUGGUUUUGUGUGCCUGAGAAGUCGGGGGAAGCUUUUUCGCAUGAUGGUUGGAGGUGUGUAGAAAAUGGGCUUGGAAGAUGAUGAGCCUCUUAUUCAUGUUACUGUACAGACAAAAGAGAGAAAUUUAUUUACUAACUUAUUUAUUUUGUUGUAUCAUUGAUACAUGAUACAGAACUAAACUUAUGGUUGUAGAAAAUGGCGUACAGGUAAUAAAUUAUAUUACACAGUAAAAAUGUAAAGAUUCUGAAUCAAUAAAAAUUCUCUUUUGAUUUGUAAUUCAUUCACGUACAACAUUGGGAGCUUCAGGGCAGUGAGUAUACACAAAUAACAAAAAGUGCAGUGACCACAACAUAUAAAUUUUUAAGAGAGAAUUCUUUAUUUGUAGGGAUAAAAUGUUCUAGAACUUUGAACAUGGGCAAAUUAUCCCCCCCCACCCCAAAUGGCAACAGCAAUUAGUAGAAGUUUGCCAACAUGUUGGAGGCAGGCAUGUAAGUAUUUAAAAAGUACAUUACUGAACACACGUCUUUACAAUGAAAAUGCACAGCAGUGCAAGUAUUCAGAGGCUGGUACUUGAAGUAACACAUCUGCUGUUGAGGAAGCAAGUUCAACUAACAAAGAAAUGCCACGACUGGACAGAUGUGUUUGUUGUAAUCCCUAUCUCUUUCCUUCAUCCCACUCUUCCUCUGUCUCCCUCUCCUGCCCUUCUCCAGUUUUCUUACAUACAUACAUACAUAGUGAUUCUUUUUAUUUACCACUGCAGAAAUUCUCAAAAAAAUAUCCCUUCUUAACACCAAUUAUUAGAGCCAAGAUUAUAUGGUUUUAUGCGAAAUCGCGAAUUUUCACGCGAAAUUCAUCCCAAACCGCGAAAAAUGCGAAAUGUUUACUAACCACAAAUAAACACCUCAAUAUUGAUUUAAAUCGUUAACUACAGACUAUUGGUUGAUUGACAAAAAUUCCGUAUCUGUUUGUAGAAGAAAUGGUCGUCAUCCAACUGCAGUGUGGUCGUUAUUUAAUGCGUUAAUUAUUCAUCUUAAAAAAUUACAAGAUAUCACAAAAAUUGACGAUUUCACGAACAAAAAAAAGAUCGUUAUCGGAGUUAGGUUAGGGUUUUUAAACGCAUCUAGCCACUAGAGAUCACGCAAUAUUAACAACUGACGAUCGUAAACUAAAAUUAACAAGUUAACAAACACAACAACGUGAAAAAUCUCAGCGCCUUGUUUGCUGUAUCCUUUGAAAAAUACACGUGAACAAAAACUGCAUUCAUUAAAUAAAUACGUAUGAAAAUAAAAUAAAAGCGAACAUUGAUAUUUAAUGAUCACUUGAUGUUUAAUGUAAUUUCACUGUAACGCAAUUUUGUGUGCUUGUUGAAUAAGCAGUUUACAGUGAAGCCUUCAUUUUCAUUUCACACUUCACAGGCGAGAGAGCCAAAAUCGUAACAUAAUAUAAGUUUUCCGAUCGCUAAUGAAAAAGCACCAUAUUGCAAGGAUUUAUUUAUUUUACGGUCAUUAAAUAUUUUAAAUAACGCUUACCUACCCAACCCUCCCGGAAAAUAAAUAAAAACAUUUAUUUC